CCGCACACUCGUGCGCCCAGUCCGCCGACUACAAUCGUAUCGUCCUGAGCGAUCAUGUCUACCCAAACCAUAACCACGAGCACCAAGACUGUACAAUCUUACAAUAUAUUACUUCUCAUUAUACUUUCUACCAGUUCGUAUAGUUCGUCUGAGGUACGGGACCAUAGUAUUCCUUGUCCAAAAGGAUGCAUCUGUGCCAAACCUCCGCAAGUUCCUAAGGUGGACUGUUCGAAACUCAACCUCACCUCUGUGCCAGUGGAUAUCAACAUCAAUGUGUUGUCCUUGGACCUCAGCAGCAACAAUAUUAGCACAUUACUCAGCUCCAGUUUCCGCCAUCUUCCAAACUUGAAUGAAUUAAACUUAGGACGUAACAACCUCCAUUCUUUGCCAUUCGAGGUUUUCGCUGGUUUGUCAAAGUUAAAAGUAUUAUGGCUACACAACAAUCAGUUUAAAAAAGUGCCAACAGCUGCAUUAAGCGGAUUGUCAAAUCUAGAGGUCUUAUAUUUAAGUGCCAACAAUUUGACGAGAGUUCCAGAAGCUAGUCUGACUCAUCUGUCGAGCUUACAAAGACUCUGGUUGGACAAGAACGAGCUGACCGAAGUACCUACUGAUACUUUGCAGGAUUUACCCAAAUUACAGGCAUUAAACAUGGCUUCCAACAAUAUCAGGCAGAUUCCAGAUUAUGCAUUCCAGAAUUUGUCUACCCUCUUCAUCCUUGUUCUAAAGAGGAACAAGAUCGACACUAUUGGAGAGAAAGCAUUUACUGACCUUACAGUGUUAAAAGUAUUAGAGAUCGACGGGAACAAAUUGAAGAAACUACCAAGUGGAUUGGCCACUCUUCACACUUUGAGAGAACUUACUUUCGCAAACAACGAUAUAAAACAUUUACCAGAUUUUGCCUUCAAGUCCAAUUCUCAGCUGACCCUGCUAGAAAUGGGAGGAAAUCCAUUGACUGAAAUAGGUCGUUACACUUUUUCCAGCCUCCCCAACCUAAAGGAGCUCAUUCUUUCUGACGUACGGAAUUUAGAGGAGUUUCCAGAUCUAACAGAAACGAACGCGUUAGAGCACUUACGUUUAGAUCGAGCUUUACUGCACACUGUUCCUCCAAACUUCUGCCACCAGGUGCCACUGCUUAAAAGUCUAAACUUGAAAUCAAAUCGUCUGUCAUCAAUACCACAGUUAGAGGAAUGCGAGGAACUUCGUUUGAUAGACUUCAGUUACAAUAGGAUAAGAUUACUGGAGAACGCUCCUUUUCAGAAACAGAAGAAAUUAAUUGAUUUGUUUCUGGGCGAUAAUCUGAUAGAAAUUAUCCCUGCUGAUGCUUUUCGUGGACUGAGUGUCCUACAAGUUUUAAGUCUUGCCAACAACAGGAUAGAAGAGAUUCACCCUGACACCUUUGUUUCUGUUCCUCGGUUAAGGGAUCUAAACCUAGGGAACAACCAGUUUCCUACGCUUCCGACAAAGGGUUUACAAAAUAUUCGUCAGCUCAAGACGUUUAACAAUCCGAACCUGAAAGACUUCCCCUCUCCAGAAUCAUUUCCUCGUGUUCACACUUUAGCUCUUUCCUACUCAUACCACUGCUGUGCAUUUUUGUCAGUGACUCGCCAGACGCCAGGGAAGCCUGUCAACCUGCAGGAGACUAUUGUGUGGCUGACAAAAGAUGACGUCGAUAUGAGUACGUGGAGUACGAACGUCACGGAUGUAUGGCCAGGCUAUGAUAAUUUUUCAUCAAAAUUUGAAGAGUUUGCUGUUCAGUUUUGGAAAUCUUUUGGGAGAGACUAUGCGAUUCCCGAUAAUUUGGCUCAAUAUGCAGAGGAAUAUUUUGAAGAUUACAAAUCGUUCUAUAACAGUGAAGAUACGCUCCUGGCUCAUUAUCCAAUCAAGUGUAUACCACAGCCAGAUCCGUUUCUUCCCUGCGACGAUUUGUUUGGCUGGUGGACGCUACGCUGUGGAAUAUGGAUUGUGUUCCUUCUCGCCAUGCUUGGGAACGGAGUAGUGGUGGUGGUUUUAAUGUUUGGGCGGAGCAUCAUGGAUGUUCCAAGAUUUCUCGUCUGUAAUCUUGCCAUAGCAGACUUUUUUAUGGGAAUUUAUCUUGGGAUUCUAGCAGUAGUGGAUGCUUCCACAUUAGGAGAAUUUCAAGUGUACGGAAUUUCGUGGCAAGGAUCGGCAGGUUGUCAGAUAGCGGGAUUUCUGGGGGUCCUCAGCAGUGAACUGUCCGUUUACACCUUGUCAGUGAUCACUUUAGAGAGGAACUACGCCAUAACUCACGCCAUGUACGUGAACAAACGCCUGUCUUUAAAGCAUGCUGCAUACAUUAUGGCUGCUGGCUGGACAUUUGCUUUAAUUAUGGCAAUAAUGCCUCUCUGUGGUGUAAGUAACUACAAAAAAUUUGCUGUUUGUUUGCCUUUUGAGACAGAAUCAAAAGUGUCUCUCGGAUAUGUCGUAUUUCUCAUCCUUAUAAAUGGAAUCGCUUUUGUCAUCUUAAUGGGCUGUUACCUGAAGAUGUAUUGUGCUAUUAGAGGAUCACAAGCCUGGAAUUCCAACGAUUCACGAAUUGCAAAGAGAAUGGCUCUUCUUGUCUUUACCGACUUUGUUUGCUGGUCUCCCAUAGCAUUCUUUUCACUAACAGCAGUCUUUGGGCUUCACUUGAUUUCGCUGGAAGAAGCUAAAGUAUUUACAAUAUUUGUCCUUCCUCUAAAUAGUUGUGCCAAUCCGUUCCUGUACGCCAUUUUUACUAAACAGUUUAAGAAAGACUGUGUGCUUAUUUGUAAAAGAAUAGAAGAAUCAAGGGUUACUCGUGGAAUUGGAAGGUGUCGCCACAGUUCCAAUUUCUCUAAUCGUCAUACACCUGCUAAUACAAACUCGGCUGCUGACCGUAAAAGUGCUGAUAGUGACCAACCAACAUGUCAGUGUGGUCAACACAAGGUCGUCGAUGAACCAAAACAAACGGAAUACAGAAGUCGUUGGAAAGCAUUUGCGAUGAGGUACUUUCUUUGUCAAGAACCGGAGGUACAAAACGAUACGAAUACAUAUACGUUCGCAAUCGCACAGAUACAAAAAAAUAUAGAACGGACCACAAAAAGAGGUGCUAGUGUAUCCAGUGACAAUUUUUCAUCUCGUUCAGAUAGUUGGCGUCAGACUAAUAUUCCACUGCGACUUUUGGAACGUGGUGCAAGACGAAACUCAUAUAAUUUUACCCGUAAGAAUUCUCAAGAUUCCAACAUGUCUUGUAGUAGGCAGGAUUCUUCAACUUCUACGUUUCGCAUGUCUCGUUCAAGUAUAAGUAGUGAUAGAUCUGAUUCUCAUCUCGUUAGGCCAGGACUCGCAAGGCUUAGAGAUCGAAAUCUUUUUGGUCCUGUGGUAAUUGAACAAAGUCACGGAACUCGGCCAUUUUCAAAUGUUCUUGAAAGGUCAUUUGUGAAUGGAGAAACCAGAUUCAUACGAGGAAUGGUUGGUGCAGCAAAAGAAAAUCCGAAAUUAUGUCGUCAGAUUGCAGUUGACGACACCUGUGUUCCACGUGUGCUUGGAAAAAGAUAUGACUUUAGGUCUCUUCAAAAGUCGCCACCAGUUGGACCUACAGUUUCUGAAGGACUAUGUCCUAGUUGUGCUAAAAAAGAUCCUAGUUCUUCUUUGAAAUUUAAGAAUAAAGAACUAGAAGAUAAGUUCAACUGCUUUUAUAACAGACUAGCAGAAACCAGCCACGAGGAUAGUAGUGAAGUAUUGACGUCAAAAGAAGAUCAGGUGUUGUUAUCUAGUGACCAAUCCACUGGCGACCAGAAAGUGGACUCGUCAAACACCCAUGACACUUCAAUCCCCGACUCUUCCGCUCAACAUGCUGAGAUCACCAUAAACCCCCAUAUUGCAAUCGAAGGAAAUGUUUCACAAGACAGAGAAAAGGAAUGUUUAGAAGAUAAAGUAAACAACUGGCUAAGGACGUCUGCCACCGAUGUAAUGGGAGGAAGUGAAGGGAAGUUACAAGUCAGUGUAGAAAGCUCUCUCAACGCUAACCACCUUUGUGUGAGUGCUGACUGUAUUCAAAAUCCCAAGUCCCAAAGUAUGACUUACAUUGGAUCUGAUAGUAAAUUAAAUUUAGGUCGAAAAGUUGCAUCCGACAAUUCACUGAAAAAACUUUCAUUGAAAAGCCUACCUAGCUUGUUAAGGUCUCUGUCUAGCCAAAGCACACAAAAAUUGCAGCGCCUAAAAGUUAGAAGUCAAUGUCAAUUAAGGCCAAAAUCCAAAGGGUACCUGUCGUGUUCAGAAAGUCAAACAACAAUAAAAAAAUAUUCUGAUGAUAUUAUCUGUGAAAGGGCGUCACCAGUGUCACCAAGUUCGUUUAAGAAAUUAAAAACAGAAGAAGAAUGUGAAUCAGAUUCUGACAUCGAAGAUGUUUUCAUUGAAAUUAAAUGUCACCCUGCUGAUUCGAAUUAUGGUAAAAGUCCCGAGAAUGAGCAUUUUACACCAACUGAUAUGAAAGAAAUGCCCGAACAAUCUACUAUACAAACCAUGCUCAGCAUUAACGAAGAAGUACCUUUGAUCGAACAGGAUCUCCAAAAUAUGAGACAGAGUUCUGAAUAAUUACAAAUAAGUUUUUAUUUAGAUUUGAAUGGGGAUCUUUUGGUUUGUUCAAGUCCUUGUUGAAUUUUAAAUGAAAACAUUGUGAUGAAAUAGAGUGAGUACAUAACUUUCAAUGUUGAACUGAUAAUAGAACCAGUUCGUAGAAUUUAAUGAGGAAAGUUAGCUCCUCGCUGUGUUCUGCAUGAGAAUUGAAUAAUUCAGCUAACUUCCCAUUAGGUCUAAAGGAAGAUCCAGAGUUACACCGGUCAUCUGUUGAGUACUAACUGAAGAAUCUGGUGCCACAACUGAGUUCCAGUCGGGUUUCUAAAGCCUGUAUCUCGAUUGUUAGUUGUCAGUAUAUCAAAUCGCCUCAAAUCUGUCAUUAAAAUCGGAGCUUCAUGUUCUGGUUGUAUACCUAGCUGCUAAAGCUGAGUAUUGGUGAGAUCUAAUUAGAGAUGUGGGUGCUAAAGCUGCUGAGUUUUAAUAAGUUAUAAAUUACGAGCUAAUGCAUAUACAGGUCCUUGUUGAAAACUGUGAUAUGUAAAAAAUGUGUGUUUUUGUGUACAAUAUAGAUGAUGAUAUGUUAACGUGAAUAAUUAAUAUAUACUUUAAAAAAACAUUUUUAUUUAUCGUAUGUAAUGUGUAGAACAUAUUUCUUUUGUUUGCCUUGUUGGCCGCUUACAAGCACAAAGCUGUAGUAGUUAGAUAGUUUCAGAUUGUUCAUGUAUAAUUGAAACUCAUGCAUUUCUGUCAUUUUCAACAAAGCCUGAUACAAAGUAUAAAUCCUCUUGGUAGUAUAUCCCACUUUUUUCUCACAAACUUUACAGCAAGUUGUGUACAAAUGAGCAUGUCCUUCUAAAAACAUGCAACAAUGAGAACUCAUAAUGCUCGCACAACAAUGCUUUAUAACAAAUGUACUUAGUUAUUUGAAUCUUAACACUACUUACCUUGUAUCCUAAUUUUUAGUACAAUUUAGUUGCAUGACACAAGGAGACAUUUAAGUCGUUUUUACAUUAUCAUAACAUGCAGUAGAGUAAUGAUUAAUUAUAAAAGCUUAAACGUGUUGUUAAACAAAUGUUGUCUGUGUUUUAACGUGAUUGUUAGAUGUUCUUGUCAUUGUCAUUUUUUUGACUUUUUAAUGUAUGAACAUUUUUAACGGAUUUGUAAUCUUGAAGGCCCCCGAUUUAACAUAAGUUCUCGAAUUCAGCGGUAACUCAAAAAUUUAACUGUAAAGCCUUUCAAAAUAUUAAUAAGGAAUAAAAUAUAUGACAUAAUGCAUUAUGUAUGAGCUUAAGAUUUUGUGAUAAACUAGUACUUCUGGUUAUAUAGUUCUUAACAGAACAAUUUUUCCCUAAUAAUAACACGGAGAACAUUUUCCCACUUGAACUGAGAUUAAGUUUAAGUGAAGUUUCUUCGUGAUUCAUCUAGUUUGUUAAGUGUCCUCCCAUUUAGUUUGCUAACAUCUAGUUUCGUCCUCCCAAAAUGCUGACCGUCUGGCUGGGACGUAAAGAGUACUUUCUAGAAGGGAUAUAUGUCUGGAAAAGUAAA
Molecule: messenger RNA, 6102 nt
Organism: Limulus polyphemus (Atlantic horseshoe crab)
Lineage: Eukaryota; Metazoa; Arthropoda; Merostomata; Xiphosura; Limulidae
Product: leucine-rich repeat-containing G-protein coupled receptor 5-like
Exons: 17
Coding region: 55-4575 (1506 amino acids)
Biological process (GO): G protein-coupled receptor signaling pathway
Cellular component (GO): membrane
Molecular function (GO): G protein-coupled receptor activity; protein-hormone receptor activity; protein binding
Source: RefSeq, a predicted model, not a curated record